Molecule: messenger RNA, 2514 nt
Organism: Rotaria sp. Silwood1
Lineage: Eukaryota; Metazoa; Rotifera; Eurotatoria; Philodinida; Philodinidae
Source: the annotation of a GenBank genome assembly
AUGAGUGAAAAAACAGCUCAACGUCGUCGACAAACUGAUAAUAAACGUUCGUCGAAUAUAAAUAGUGAACAAACAAAUGAAAAGAUUAUUGCAGCUACAAAAAAAAGAAAACAAUCUCGUCAUACUUCAUUUAGUUUUCAAUCUUUAUUGCCGAAAAUUAAAUUUCGAUUACGAACAUUAAUAUAUCUCAUUAUUUGUCUCGUAGUUUUAUUUAGUUUAUAUAAAAUUUUACUAGGAUUUAUUUAUGAUGAAUAUACAAAUAUUCCGAUUAAUUUACCUAAACUUGUUAAUGUUAAUGAGACAAAUCUGGAGAGAUUUUGGGGAACAUAUAGAUCGAAUUUAUAUUUUGGUUUAAAACAUCGAAGUGUAAAAUCAUUAAGUGGAGGUUUAAUGUGGUUUGAUUAUGGUACAUUACAAAAAUCCAAUGAUCGAUUUCUUAGACAUUGGUGUGAUCAAAAUGAUCAGUUAAAAUAUGGAUGGACAUAUCAUGAUGGUGAAAACUUUGGAAUUGAAGAUAUUAAAGAUAAUAAUCUUGAUUUAAAUAUUCAAUGGAUAAAACAAAAUAGUGGACAACAUGGAGGAGAUUGGACAACGCGUAUCAAUGUUAUUCCAAAACCCACCGAUAGAAUAAUACCAAUAUCUUUGUUUUUCUAUUUCCAUCACGAAUUUCCAUGGAUAAAAAAAUUAACAUCAAUAUCAAAACAGUCGCCUAAUACUAUAACUAUUCGUGGUGAAACAAAUGAAUUAGAUAAAUUUACUAUUAAAAUUCAAUUAAAUACAUUAUCUCAUCAACCUAUUAUUCGUACAUUAACAGAUGUCUUUCAAUUGGAUACAAUUCAUCGUGAUAUUCAAAGAAAAUUAACAUACAAUCCUCCAAAGGAACCAUUUUUUAUAUUAGCUGAUCAAAUAUUUAAAGAAUUCGAACAUAAUACAUUUUUUAUUCAAAUAACUUUACGACAACCAUUAGUUGAUGAAACAUUUUCAUUUGAUAUUAUCUAUCAAUCAGAUUCAUCAGAUAAUGAACGACAACAAGAUUUAACUAGUUCAUAUUUUAAUAAAGAAAUUCUUCGAUUACAAAAACAAUUUGAUCAACGUUUUGAAAAUAUAUUUCAAUUAAAAACGAAACAUAAAAUGAAUGAAACAACAAUUCAUUUUGCUCGUUCAACAUUAAGUAAUUUAAUUGGUGGAAUUUCUUAUUUUACUGGUCAAUCAUUAGUAGCAAAAGCAAAUCAAAAAACUCCUGAUCAAUAUUGGACAACAAGUUUAUAUACAGCUGUACCAUCACGUUCUUUUUUUCCACGUGGUUUUCUUUGGGAUGAAGGUUUUCAUAAUCUUCUUAUUGCUCGAUGGAAUCAAAAUAUUACUAUCGAUAUUAUUAAACAUUGGUUUGAUAUGCUUAAUAGUAAUGGAUGGAUACCUCGAGAAAUAAUACUCGGUGAUGAAGCUCGUGCUCGUGUUCCAUCAGAAUUUAUUGUUCAAUAUACCAAUAAUGCAAAUCCUCCAACAUUCUUUUUAACAAUUGAUUAUUUAUUGAAAACAAAUCAAGCUAAUCAUCUUUUUACAUUACCAUUUAUUCAACGUUUAGAAAAAUGGUAUCAAUGGUAUAAUCAUACACAAACUGGUCCAAUACCAUUUACAUUUCGUUGGCGUGGUCGAAAUGCUUCAUCAAUAUAUGAACUUAAUCCAAAAACUUUAACAAGUGGUUUAGAUGAUUAUCCACGUGCAUCACAUCCAACGAAUUUUGAACGUCAUUUAGAUUUACGUUGUUGGAUGACAUUAGCUUCAAAUGUUAUUGGUAAACUUUAUUCAAUAUUAAAUAAUGAACAAACAAAUAAAUAUUUAAAUUAUGCACAAUUACUUAUAAAUAAUGAUUUACUUGAUCAAUUACAUUGGUCUGAAGAAUAUGAAAUGUAUGCUGAUUAUGGUUUACAUACAGAUUAUGUUCAAUUAGAACGUGUAUUAAUACCAAAACAAUCACCAACACAACAAUAUCAACAAACACAUAUGAUUAGACAAGUAAUUAAAGAAUCAGAUCUUAAUUAUAAAUAUGUCAAACAUUUUGGUUAUGUUUCUCUUUUUCCAUUAAUGAUACGUAUUUUAAAUCCACAAUCGAAUAAACUUGAAAAAAUUUUAAAUGAUUUAAAAAAUUCAACUUUAUUAUGGACACCAUAUGGUCUUCGAUCAUUAGCACGAUCAAGUUCUAUAUAUGGAAUGCGAAAUACUGAACAUGAUCCACCUUAUUGGAGAGGUGCUAUAUGGAUAAAUAUGAAUUAUAUGGUUUUAUCAGCUUUACAACAUUAUGCAAACAUUCCUGGUCCAUAUUCUGAUAAAGCUAAACAGAUUUAUAAACAAUUACGUACAAAUCUUAUAAAUAAUAUGUUACGUGUCUAUGAUAACACAGGUCAUAUUUGGGAACAAUAUGAUGAUAAAACUGGAAAUGGAAAAGGUAGUCAUCCAUUUACAGGAUGGUCAUCAUUGAUUGUUUUGAUUAUGUCGGAAUUAUAUGAUCAAUAA